Messenger RNA from Angiostrongylus costaricensis, 897 nucleotides. The record is from the annotation of a GenBank genome assembly. NCBI's taxonomy places the organism in Eukaryota, Metazoa, Nematoda, Chromadorea, Rhabditida, Metastrongylidae.
AUGCGUCGCCGACAGGCAAACCUCGUUAUUUUGAAGGAAUGGGAUUGUUAUCUGGAGGCAAUUGCUAAGACAGCUAUAAACAACUGUCCUCAAACUCCACCACUUCCAGCGGUGACAAACGCCAUAAAUUACGCCGUCUUCGGACCAGGAACACUGCCAUCGACUUUUAUCAACUCCAUUGAAGCGGCUGUGUUGACCUGGACAGGAAUAAGGAGCGAAGUUUGGCCUGUUACAAAUAUCUUCAAUGGAAAUCCAGCUUUGCGCAAUUUUUCUAACCUGAUUCGUUCAACGACAACUGCUGUCGGAUGCGCCAGCACUGUGUGUUCUAAUAGUGUAGCUUCUGCGUGUGUCUUCUCGCAACCAUCGCUAGUAGCAACAGGUCGAGCCAGAAACGGUGAAUAUGCCAAUGAAAACGCACCACCUGCUUCACGAAUGGAUUUGUUGGAGUACGAUUGCACGGCGGAGCAAUAUGCUCUUAACCACGUAAGUUCGUGUGAUAGGCAACAGUCAGCAGCUGCUUCUCGACCUGGCUACCAAGAAAAUAUCCAUAUCCUCGAAACAACUGCAACUGACGCUUUGGGCGCUCUCCAGAAUGCAGUGGCAACGUGGAGCAACGAACUUGCUGCAAAUGGCAUUCCUUCGAACAUGAUUUAUACGCUUCAAGUUAGUCAACGUACCGAUAGAACAGUGACUAGAGUUACUAAGGUUAUCUGGGGAACAAACAGAGAUAUUGGUUGUGCAACUCAAGUAUGCAGUGGAUUUUACUUCACCUCAUGCAUGUACCGAUAUCCAGUGAACGUCAUCGGAUGGAAUAUUUACACCAUUGGUGCGGUGUGCAGUGCCUGCGCAGCCGAUUUGUGGAAUUGCAAUGGAGCUGUUGGACUCUGUUACGGGUAA